This is a messenger RNA of Electrophorus electricus (electric eel), 497 nucleotides long. NCBI's taxonomy places the organism in Eukaryota, Metazoa, Chordata, Actinopteri, Gymnotiformes, Gymnotidae. The record is from RefSeq and is a predicted model, not a curated record.
UGUUUGUUUAUAUGUGAUAGUGUGUGAUUUCUCCAAACUAGGACCUGAAUGUGACGCGUUACCACAUUGUGCUGGGUGACACCCUGAGGCAGGCGGACCUGCAGGAUGGCCUGUACAAAGACACCAUGCUGGGUUUCUCCUAUCAGAUAGGCAUUUUCUGCAAAGACAGUAACUGGUGGGUGAAUAAGGCUCUGGUGACUGCUACGGACAUUUUGACUUCUAAGGGGGUCAUCCAUGAAGUGUCUGCUGUACUGAAGGUGCCCAGGAACCGCUGUGACACAGCGUCCACCAAGAUCGUCCAGGGGCAGUGCAUGGACUGCUUUCACCCAACCGAGAGCCGUUGUCCCCCUGGAACCCAGCAAGUAUUCACGUCCAUAAAAAGGACCAAAUGUGCAUAUAGCAGGAGGAAACACAGGAUGUUCAUUGGCUGUGAGGCUUCCUGUCAAAAACGGAGCAUCGUACGUAAGGAAGUGUUGCAAGGGCUUUUAUGGUGUUAA